UGCGUAUGUUGUCAUAUGAUACUGAUGAGAGGACUGAUCCCACUGCCGAGCCAGCGAGCGUCACUGGCGUCAUCUGUGAAAAACAAAGGCAACUUGAGCACUUGUCAGGGAUGAGAUGCUGUAGCCUGACAUUGUUUGGUGGUAACAGUCGAUAAUAUGCGGAGGAUGGACUGCCGGGGAGUUCUGUCUGCGAUAUGCGCCGCUUAUUUCAUAGGCAUGGUGCUGAGCCAGACCACACUAACUCCUGCUGUGAUGAACACCACUUUCAUUGAGAAUGUGACCAGUCUGACUGUGACUCCCGUGAUUCUCAGCAGCACAACCCCGGGCUGCGCUGCAUUCAACACUUCUACUUGUGAGCCCUGUGCACCAGGAUCGCAGUACGACAACAACACCCUGCUGUGUGCGUGCUGUUCUGACCCCGGGCUGUGUCUAUUUCCCGGAGCCUGUCUACCGUGCACCAGAGGUUUCUAUCAGCCACUAGCUGGACAGCUGCAGUGUCGGCCCUGCGACCGUGGCUUCUACACAAAUUUCACAGGAAGUCCAUUAUGUCACCCGUGCCCUGCUGGAUCCUUCAACAACAACACUGGUGGAGAAAGUUGCACAAGUUGCUCACCAGGCUUCUUUUCAUCGCAGCAGAGUUCCACUUCAUGUACACCGUGUGCACUAGGAAGCUUUUGCAACUCCUCCAGUUGUCCCCGGUGCCAGAUGUGUCCUGGAGGAACAGAAGCUCUGCAAACCGCUGCUAAAGACUGCACACAGUGUCGGCCAGGCAUGCAUAAGGCCUCCCAUCAGACUAUGUGUCAAAUCUGCAGCAGUGGCUUCUACCAGAUCCGCUGGGGCCAGGAAAGCUGUGAUGUAUGCCCAGAGAACCACUACUGCCCUAGUCCCGACGUGAACCCCAUUCAGUGUCCCAGCGAUGCAUUUUGUCCACAGGGCAGCUUGGCCCCAGGCUACUGCAUGGAAACUUUCUUCCGCAAAGCAGGAGACACUUGUGAACUGGCUCCUGUCACUAUUGCUCUUUUAGUUAUUGGAGGAGGAGUGGCCGUACUCUUUAUCAUUUUAAUGGUACUGCGUCGACGGAGAGACAACGAUGGAGAGCUGACUGUAGCCCGGGCUCCAUUAUUACGCAAAGAGCGACCUCAGGGUCGAUACUAUGGGAUCCCCGGUGACGCAGAACCUGUGUAUGCUGGCUGGUAAACCAAAGGACUUUAACUUAGCUUUUCCUAAGAGCAUGAAACCAACUGAAGUCUUGUCUCCAUAUGGGUCCCAUCUAAAGACAAAAGAACUGAUAGAAGAAGACUGACGGUAAAAUCUUGGACUGGUGCCUUGAGAGUACUUUGACAGUCCACCAAAUUUUUCUAUGUGGUACAUUUGAAAAUAUAAUUGAGAAACGGAAUUUGACCCUUUUGUGAAUUCUUGUAGUUUGACACUGUUACAGUUGUUCCACUCAGAGAUGAGCGCUCCUUUUCUAAACAAGGUUAAUGGAUUAUGAGAGGUAUGCUGGAACGGUCAGAAUAAGAUGAGUGCCUCGACUGGGUGGGAACCUCUCUCUCUUAUGAAACGCACUUUUUUUUACAGAGGUAAUUGGUUUACUUUGCACUUGUGUGUUGGUAAACUGGUGGGUGCCUCCAUUAACA
Morone saxatilis (striped sea-bass) is the source of this 1637-nucleotide messenger RNA. Its product is annotated as laminin subunit gamma-1. The transcript is spliced from 9 exons. The record is from RefSeq and is a predicted model, not a curated record. The coding region runs from base 157 to 1197 and encodes 346 amino acids. Lineage: Eukaryota; Metazoa; Chordata; Actinopteri; Moronidae.